UAGUCUUUGUAUAGUGAAUAUUUUUAUAAUAAACUUAAUUGUAAGUUUUAUUAUACAACAACAAUGUAAUUAAAGACGUUUAGUGGGGAUUGUGCAUAAAUUAUUAACACACCCACCAGUAGUGUCCUUUUAGCGGUACAUGGUUGUUAAACAGAAGGUUUGUGACACCAGUACAAUAUGGCCAGACCUGGAGCUCAUCGCAAAUUUUACGACUUUACGAAAUCAGAUGUGAAGGAGAAGGGGAGGGAGGAGCCCAACACCUCCCCCCAGGACCUUAUUGCCUAUGUGUCUGAUAAUGUUAUUGGAGCAGCAACCGUCUUCUCCACACCUUUUGGUCCCCGUAGAGUUGUCUACUGUGACUAUAUUGCAUCAGGGAGAUCUGUGAAAUUUAUCGAAGACUAUAUCGGCAGUGAGGUUCUCCCCCAGUAUGGCUCAACACACACAACCUCUACUGUUACAGCUCUCCAGACAACACUCUUCAGACACGAGGCUCGAGAUAUCAUCCGGAAUGCAACUCAGGCGUCAGAACAUGACAGAGUGUUGUUUGUGGGCAGCGGUGCAACUGCUGCCGUGCAGAAGCUCAUCCAUGGAUUAAAAUUAACUGGGGCUCCAGUUGUGUUUGUGGAUCCUUACGCCCAUCACUCUACCCUGCUGCCCUGGAGGGAGAUUGGUGCCAAGGUGCUGAGGAUCCGUGAAACAAGACAAGGUGAUAUUGACAGUGAGCACUUGGAGGAGUUGCUCAAACAACACGAGGGGGAGAGCUGCCGCCUGAUUGGCUGCCUCACUGCAGCCAGUAACGUGACAGGGGUGGUGGCGGAUGAUGUGAAGUUGACAAAGCUCCUCCACAAGUACGGCGCUCUAGCUUUCUGGGAUUAUGCAACUGCAGCUCCUUAUGUGGAUGUGAAGAUGAAUCCUUUAGUCAGUGGGGAUGGUAGAGGUGAGGCCCAUAAAGACGCCAUCUACUUCUCCAUGCACAAGUUCCUCGGUGGGGUACAGACGCCAGGAAUUUUGAUUGCAAAGAAGAACUUGUUUGAGAAUUCAGUUCCUGAAGUAUGUGGAGGCGGCAGUGUGUUCUUCGUCUCCAGGGAUUCACAUCGAUAUUUACAGGAUGUGGAAACACGCGAGGAGGGAGGAACGCCAGCCAUCGUAGAAUCCAUCCGUGCUGGUCUGGUUAUGCAGCUCAAGAACGCCAUCAGUCCCGACUACAUAGCUGCUCGCAAUACACAUCUCUCCAGGAAACUUUCAGAAUUAAUGAAGAGUGUUGCAGAAUUAAAAGUGUUGGGAAAUGUUGACUCCCCAAAUCGACUGCCAAUUCUGUCGUUCGUGGUGCGCCAUCCACAGUCUGGUCUGCUGCUGCAUCAUAAUUUCAUAUGUGCGGUUUUAAACGACGUGUUUGGCAUUCAAGCCCGUGGUGGUUGUGCCUGUGCCGGACCAUACGCUCAGGAUCUCCUGGGAAUUGACGAAGUCCUCGCUCAACGUUAUGAGAAGCUAUUGGUGGAGGAUAAUAGACUGGAUAGGUCACAUCUCCGUAGACAACGCGAACACAGUGACGUGGAGGUGUUGAGACCUGGCUUUGUGCGUCUCAACCUUCCUUAUUCUGCCUCUGAUGAACAGAUUGAGUUCAUCUUGAGUGCAGUACAGGAGGUGUGUAAGAAUGGGUGGCGUUUGCUUCCCCAGUAUAAUUUCAACCCAGAAACCGGUGAAUGGAAACACCACACUAAUCUCGUGUAUCGUGAGAGGCUGUGGCUGCAGAAUAUAUCAUAUGCUGAAGGUGUCUUCUCCUACCAAAAUAAGGACAGUUGUGGCGAUGCACUGAACUAUAUGGAUUGCCUAGAGAAAGCCAGUGAAAUAAUGAAUCAGGCAGCAAAGGCAUCUCAGAGACGACAGGUUCCAGACGAUACUAUUAUCUUUCGGGACGAGGCAGCUGAGUUACGUUGGUUCUUACUACCAAGUGAAGCCAAGGAAAUCCUCCAGCACAAUAGUAUUCCCUUCCGACCUCAUAAGAGCUAUCCCCACCCUCCUUUCCUACCACUGGUGUAUCCCUUGAAGGACUCAGAUUUGCGCUUGAGGUCCGAUUUUGUAUGGCAGCCAACAAGUGGUGCCCAAUGUUGUAUUAAAAGAACUAAAAUGUCAGAGAAAACUAGUAAUAGUGUGAAGAAGAAUGAGAAUGAUGAAGGAAUUACUAGAGUACUGCCUGAGAAUGGUAUAGAGAGGGAAUGUGAUAUGAAAACAGGUGACACACACAGUGACUUGCUUGAGAUUAAUAGGACUGACGUUGGAAGAAACAUUGAAUUGGCGAAUGAAAAAUGUAAGGAAGGAAUUCAUUCAUCACAAAGAACUAUAUUUGAAGGUCUUGAAGGAAUUAUCACAGGAAAGGAUUCAGAUGUGAUUUCCAGUAAUGAAGAAAGUAAAAAUAUGUAUUGUAAAAGUUCUCUGAUGAGUGUUGGGGCUUUGGAAAGGGCCAUCUCACAAGAUAAAGAGACAGAUGAACUGACAGGUACUGAUGGGGAAGUGACUGUACCAAGUAAAGAUAGUGUAAAUACCUCCAAGAAAAAGACAGGGGAAGUGACAGCUAAUGAUGGGGAAGUGACUAUACCAAGUAAAGAUAGUGUAAUUACCUCCAAGAAAAAGACAGGGGAAGUGACAGCUAAUGAUGGGGAAGUGACUAUACCAAGUAAAGAUAGUGUAAUUACCUCCAAGAAAAAGACAGGGGAAGUGACAGCUAAUGAUGGGGAAGUGACUAUACCAAGUAAAGAUAGUGUAAAUACCUCCAAGAAAAAAUCCCAAAUAGUGUGUGAAGAUCUGAAGUGUUUUAUCAAGAGAGAUGACAACCGCCCCUGUGAAUGUGUCCCAGUACGCAACAAGUGGCAUCCUCCACCUAAGAAUAUUUUUAACCCAACUGUAGAGGCUCUGCUGGAGUUCGACAUGGUAAGAGACGGUGACCGGGUUUUAGUUUGUCUCUCUGGGGGGAAGGAUUCUCUCUCCCUCCUCCACACACUUCGCCAGUACCAGUUUUAUGCCGGUGCUAGGGGCCUCAAGUUUACCCUGGGUGCUGUAACAGUGGAUCCAAUGAGUGCAUCUUAUGAUCCAAGGCCGCUAAUACCUUACCUGGCUAGUCUAGGAGUCCCAUAUUUCUUUGAGCAACAAGAUAUCCUAAAACAAGCUGCAGGUUUGGAGAACCUCAACUCUAUAUGCAGCUUUUGCUCUCGAAUGAAGCGGGGCAGGAUUUAUGCAACAGCACGACGUGAGGGGUACAACGUCCUCGCGUUUGGCCAACACCUGGACGACCUGACCGAGAGCUUUAUUAUGUCCAUUUUUCACAAUGGGAGAUUACGAACAAUGAAAGCUCACUAUAGUGUCAAGGAAGGAGAUCUCCGAGUUGUCCGUCCUUUUGCAUACGUGCGGGAAAAAGAUCUGAGAAGAUUCGCAGAGUACAAGAAGCUGCCGGUUAUCCCUGAGAACUGUCCUGCAUGUUUUGAGGCACCGAAGGAGCGUCAUCGAGUGAAGCAAAUGUUGGCUCAGCAAGAAGUCCUAUUCCCUGGGCUGUACUGGUCCUUGAGAACAGCUCUUCAUCCAGUCAUGGCAAUAAAUUUAACAGGAAUGGAGAAUGCUAUCUUUGGGAAAAAUGGUACAUUAGAAAGUCUCUCAAAGGUGAAUGGCUGUGUGCAAAAUGAUGAGGAGGAAUAGUAAGAAGACCAAUGUAAUAACACAAACAUGAAAUUUUAGACUUUAGGUGAGUGUUUUAUUCUUCUCUGUAUAGUACUGGAGGGUCUGUAAGGUAAUUUAUAUGGUAUAAAUGGUACUUAAUUUCAUGAGGCUUAUAAAAAACUAAUUUAACUAGACCUUAUUAAAUUCUUCACAGUAAAAAAGAGUGAUACAAUUAUAUAACAUUUUUAUUAUGGCUCGGUUAGGAUAGUUAUUUUCCAUAAGUUCAGUAUCCUGAAUUAAGGAAAACAUUUUACACUUCAUCACUUGUCACCUUAUUAGCCAGUUGGGUGUUUGUCAGUUCUCUUGUUGCAUAAAAUUGUUAAGUACUGGACAUGAUGUGAGUUCUUAAAGUACCUGAACAUGUGCCAGUCUUGGUCAAGUAUGGAUUUUGUUUACUCUGAUAAUUGUCCUCUGUUAAAAUUGGAUAAACUAUAUUUAUUAAUAUGUGAUACAUUCUCUAAGCACCAAUGUUAAUCACCAAUCACAUUCACUGGCUCAUAAUACAAUCUAGGCUCUAGUGUUAAUCACCAAUCAAAUUUACCAAUACACAAAAUGCUCUGUGAUUGGCUGGUCUAAGUCAGACUGGAAGCCUUGAGUAUUACAAUGGUUUCAAAAAAUAUGGUUUGUACAGGUUGGGUGGGAAGUAACUGACAGGUAGGUCAGGUCAAAGGAUCACUUGAUAAUCUUCUGGUCAUUAACUGAUAGUAGACAUCCAGGGAAUAGGUGACAUUUUCCUAGUAGAUAGAGACGGUAAAAAUUAAAUGGGUACCCAGGGGUGUAGAUGACAUGGGAAUAACAGGUGUUUAGACAAAGUGGGAAUGCCAGGUAUACUGUAGAUGGUGGGUACAAACUUAUAUCUCACCCAAACUCUGUAGGACAAUUCUGCCAUAAAAUGAAACAAGAACU
Molecule: messenger RNA, 4614 nt
Organism: Homarus americanus (American lobster)
Lineage: Eukaryota; Metazoa; Arthropoda; Malacostraca; Decapoda; Nephropidae
Exons: 15
Coding region: 178-3687 (1169 amino acids)
Source: RefSeq, a predicted model, not a curated record